GGGCGGGCACCGCUUGGAGGCGGAAGCAGCCGCAGGCAUGGCGGCGGCCUUGCCGCUCGUCCUGCUCGUGCUGCUGCUACUGGGUCCGGUGGGCAGGGGUCAUGCAGAACCCCCACGCGACAGCCUGCGGGAGGAGCUCGUUAUCACCCCGCUGCCUUCUGGGGACGUAGCCGCCACGUUCCAGUUCCGCACGCGCUGGGAUUCGGAGCUGCAGCGGGAAGAAGUAUCUCAUUAUAGGCUAUUUCCCAAGGCCCUGGGGCAGUUGAUCUCCAAAUAUUCUCUACGAGAGCUGCACUUGUCAUUCACGCAAGGCUUUUGGAGGACUCGAUACUGGGGGCCACCUUUCCUGCAGGCCCCAUCAGGUGCAGAGCUCUGGGUCUGGUUCCAAGACACCGUCACUGACGUGGAUAAAUCUUGGAAGGAGCUCAGUAACGUGCUCUCGGGUAUCUUCUGCGCCUCUCUGAACUUCAUUGACUCCACCAACACGGUCACUCCCACUGCCUCCUUCAAACCCCUGGGACUGGCCAAUGCCCACCCCAGACAGCUUGAGUCUCCCUUAGGCACUGAUCACAAUUUCCUGCGCUACGCUGUGCUACCACGAGAGGUUGUCUGCACUGAGAACCUCACCCCAUGGAAGAAGCUCUUGCCCUGCAGCUCCAAGGCAGGCCUGUCUGUGCUGCUCAAGGCUGACCGCUUGUUCCACACUAGCUACCACUCCCAGGCAGUGCAUAUCCGUCCUGUUUGCAGGAAUGCACGCUGUACCAGCGUCUCCUGGGAGCUGAGGCAGACCCUUUCUGUUGUGUUUGAUGCCUUCGUCACAGGACAGGGGAAGAAAGAUUGGUCCCUCUUUCGGAUGUUCUCCCGAACCCUGACGGAGCCCUGCCCCCUGGCUUCAGAGAGCCGAGUCUAUGUGGACAUCACCGGCUAUAACCAGGACAAUGAGACGUUGGAGGUGACCCCUCCCCCAACCACCACCUACCAGGACGUCAUCCUCGGUGCCCGGAAGACCUACGCCGUCUACGACUUGCUGGACACGGCCGUGAUCAACAACUCUCGUAACCUCAACCUCCAGCUCAAGUGGAAGAGCCCCCCAGAGAGCGAGGCCCCUCCGGUGCCCUUCCUGCAUGCCCAGCGGUACGUGAGCGGCUACGGGCUGCAGAACGGGAAGCUGAACACGCUGCUGUACAACACGCACCCACACCGGGCCUUCCCCGUGCUGCUGCUGGACACCGUGCCCUGGCACCUGCGGCUGUAUGUGCACACCCUCACCAUCACUUCCAAGGGCAAGGACAACAAACCGAGUUACGUCCACUACCAGCCCGCGCAGGACCGGCUGCAGCCGCACCUCCUGGAGAUGCUGAUUCAGCUGCCGGCCAACUCGGCCACCAAGGUGUCCAUUCAGUUUGAGCGGGCGCUGCUCAAGUGGACCGAGUAUACCCCGGACCCCAACCACGGCUUCUACGUCAGCCCGUCUGUCAUCAGUGCCCUCGUGCCCAGCACGGUGGCAGCCAAGCCCGUGGACUGGGAAGAGAGCCCCCUGUUCAAGUCCCUGUACCCGGUCUCCGAUAGCUCUAGCUACUUUGUGCGCCUCUACACAGAGCCGCUGCUGGUGAACCUGCCCACGCCGGACUUCAGCAUGCCCUACAACGUCAUCUGCCUCACGUGCACGGUGGUGGCCGUGUGCUAUGGCUCCUUCUACAAUCUCCUCACCCGAACCUUCCACAUCGAGGAGCCCAGCACGGGCGGCCUGGCCAAGCGGCUGGCUAACCUUAUCCGGCGUGCCCGUGGCGUGCCACCGCUCUGAGGUUUGCCCUCUUCACGGCGGGGCUGCUGUGAGCCUCUGGGGAGGGGCGGUGGUGACUCCGAGGGCUCUUUCUGCCACGUGUUGUCUACAGAGUUGGCUUUCGAACCAAACCGCCCCUGGACGAGGCCGAGCCCUGGAGUGUGUUGUCUGGUUCAGUAGCCACAAGCCAGAUGUGGCAUUGGAAUUUAAUUUAAAUUAAAAAUUCAUUUUCUCUGCUGUACUGGCCACGUUUCAAGUGCUCAGUAACCAGAAGUGGUCAGUGGCUACUGUACUGGAGAGUGCGGACAAACAUUUCCAUCAUUGCAGAAGGUUCUAGGACAGUACCGACCUAGAUAACGGGGCACGUUGAAGAACUUGUAUCACUGUGUGGUAGCUGGAAUUGGCUAGUUGUGGAAUAAAAAGUGACUUUCUUA
Messenger RNA from Neofelis nebulosa (Clouded leopard), 2217 nucleotides. It is a transcript of the gene PIGT, whose product is annotated as phosphatidylinositol glycan anchor biosynthesis class T. Gene Ontology annotation, cellular component: GPI-anchor transamidase complex. Gene Ontology annotation, biological process: attachment of GPI anchor to protein. The transcript has 12 exons. The record is from RefSeq and is a predicted model, not a curated record. NCBI's taxonomy places the organism in Eukaryota, Metazoa, Chordata, Mammalia, Carnivora, Felidae. Bases 38 to 1804 code for a protein of 588 amino acids.